AUGGUACAUACACCGAAGCAGAAACGAUCACAAGAGAUUGACGAUCACAAGCUGUUGAAGAUGGUGUUACCGUUGUCUGCGUAUUCAGUAGAUCAGGCUAAGGCGCAAGUCUCGACAUGGCCGCUAUCACAGAUGUCGAUCAGACGGGCGCUUGCAAUACACUGUCUGCUACAGCUUUUCGAGAUACAGGCUGGCUACACCGUGAAGAAGGGCGACCUGUUUGACGACGUGAAGCUCUACUUUGAAUCAAACUACAAGGUUGAUAUUUGCGGUAGUGCUGAGAUGGGCAAGCUGGUGAAGUUGAUCUUCAACGCUCCCACAAAGAGAGCGGGCAGCAAAUCCGGGGCAAAGUACUGCUACAAGGACAUCAAGAUGAAGGACGAUAAGGUUGCCUGGUUUGAUACCAAUAGGCCCAAGAAGGUGUCCUUUAUCGAUAAUUCCGUCAGGUUCAAGGUGCUGAUCCAACCAUGUACCAAUUGUGCACUUGACGAUAUGUUUGAGCAGUUCUUAUACGACCAGAAGUUUGCCGUGUCGUCACUUGACACCAGCGACCAUAGACUAAGGGCCGUAUCGACAAUGCUCGUUAAGAGCGAUGUGUUGUUACAUAACUUUAUGAGCUCUGUUACAAGGGACGACAUCCUCACAACUAUGACACGCGACUGGAAUAGUCUGGAUAUUAUAACACUGCUGAAAGAAACUUCACAUCUACCUACAAACGCAGUGACCCUAAUCUCAACGUUCCCAACUGUGUUGGACUCAACGUCAUAUUCCCAUUUCAGUACCUCCAAAAAGGACUUCUUGCAAAGGUACUAUAAAAUCCAAUACGAUCGGCAACGUGCCAACUCGAACAAGUUGAAAAUGGUUCAAUUCCUGGCUGAGUUGUUCUUCAUUUGCAAUGAUACAUCCUUAUCAAACUUCAUAUUAAACUUCAAAUACGUGGCAACAACGUUGCUGCGGCAUUUAUCAAUGACUCAAAAGGCAAGUUUUGGAUCCUACUGGAUGCUCUACUGUUUUCUUGAUGAAUUCAUUCAAUUUUUGCUAGAAUUUUACUGCUAUAAAAAGAGCAACCAUCUUGCCCUCACUGAUCGCUAG
Williopsis jadinii is the source of this 1092-nucleotide messenger RNA. RefSeq lists its product as uncharacterized. The record is from RefSeq and is a predicted model, not a curated record. The transcript has a single exon. Gene Ontology annotation, biological process: regulation of DNA-templated transcription. NCBI's taxonomy places the organism in Eukaryota, Fungi, Ascomycota, Saccharomycetes, Phaffomycetales, Wickerhamomycetaceae. Bases 1 to 1092 code for a protein of 363 amino acids. Gene Ontology annotation, molecular function: DNA binding.